Cyprinodon variegatus (sheepshead minnow) is the source of this 6439-nucleotide messenger RNA. It is a transcript of the gene arid1b, whose product is annotated as AT-rich interaction domain 1B. Gene Ontology annotation, biological process: chromatin remodeling; regulation of transcription by RNA polymerase II; positive regulation of DNA-templated transcription. Gene Ontology annotation, molecular function: DNA binding; nucleosome binding. NCBI's taxonomy places the organism in Eukaryota, Metazoa, Chordata, Actinopteri, Cyprinodontiformes, Cyprinodontidae. The record is from RefSeq and is a predicted model, not a curated record. The transcript has 23 exons. Gene Ontology annotation, cellular component: brahma complex; SWI/SNF complex; nucleoplasm. The coding region runs from base 378 to 6104 and encodes 1908 amino acids.
AGCAUGCAUAACAAACCAGAGGAGGAGUAAAGUGUAGAAAGCCAGACCCAGGUCAGGUGUGACUGAUAAUCUGAGCAGGUUAAAGAGAAACCUCAGAUUACAGCAGAUGAGCCUCCUGCAGGGUGCAGACCUCCUCCUCCUCAGCCAUCUUCAGCAUCAUCAUCAUCUCAUCACUCUCCUCGGUCAGAUUAUCCCGCAGCUUCAGCACCAGGAGCAAGAACACAACAACAACAUCAGUGUAAACAACAGCAUCCAGCAGGGAUCAAGGCAGCAGCAGCAUGAAGGAGCAGAAAACCUCCUUCAGGAGGGGAGCAGCAGAGAAGAGGAGCUUCAUCAGCAACACCAGCUGAGCCACUCAGGAGGAGGAGGAGGAGCGGAUGGAUGCCAGCCUGGGACCAGACAGCAGCAGCAACAACAACCCUCCUUCUACCGGGACCAGCUCCCGGUUUAAUCAUUAUUAUGGGAAUGGAAGAGGAGGGCCUUGCUUUGAUCAACAUGGCGGACAACAAAGCCCAGGGACUGGGGUAACAGCAGCGGCAAACACGGUACACGGCACCAUGGACCAGGUCCACAACUCCCAUGAAGGCUACAGCAACAACAGCCCGUAUAACCACUAUCCGAACUACCGAGGGGGCUACGGGAGCGGCGGCUACGGAGGCAUGAUGAGCCCCUCACGGCAGGGGAACAGCCUGAUGGGCCCGACCGCUGCUAACCCUGCCAAGGCGGUCAUGACUGCCGCCAGUUCCCCGGCUGGAGGCGGAGGAGGCUUCCAGCGGUUCCCCGGACAGGGCCAGCAGCACCCUUCGGGGGCUACACCGACUUUAAACCAGUUAUUGACGUCUCCGAGCCCGAUGAUGCGCGGCUACGGAGGCGGAUAUUCAGAUUACAGUAAUCCCGCUCCACAGCAGCACCAGGCGGCCGCGGAAGAGACGGGCUCCCAGUACGGCUCAGCGGGAGCUCACGGCUGGGGGGGACAGCAGAGGAGUCACCAGGGGAACAACGGAGCGAGCGGUGGCAGAUCUCAGGUGCCGCCCAUGGACCCCAUGGCCAUGAAACGCUCUCAGCUCUAUGGAAUGAGCAACAGCCAGUACUCCCAGCAGCAGGGGGCGCCCUACCCCGGACAACCCUACGGCUCCCCGUCUUCCCACAGAUACCCAAUGGGAAUGUCUGGCAGGGGCCAGAUGGGAAUGGGAGGGAUGCAUUACCCUCAGCAGCAGAUGGGCUCUCAGUACGGCUCGCAGCAGCAGAACCUGAGCAGCUACAGCCAACCGGGUCAGCCGCCGUACUUCAGCCCCCCCCAGCAGCAGCCGGCUGCCCCCAGCCAGCCUCCCUACAUGCAGCCCUGCCCGCUGCCCUCACAGGAGGUCCCUCAGGAGGCGUACGGGGGGCGGGGCAAGUCUGCAGCGAUGACUCCUGGGAAACCAAACCACGAGGACAUGAGUGGGAGCCAGCAGGAGAGGCCGUCCAGCCUGCCGGACCUUUCCCGCUCCAUCGACGACCUGCUCACCGGCACGGAGGCCCCGGUGAGCUCAGGGGCCUCGGGGUCUGGCAGCACUCACGGAGACCAAGGGACCCCGGGGGCCCGCUCACCGUUUUCCCCCCACGUCUCGCCGCGCCUCCCCCCGCCAACUCGAACUGGGCCUUCGCCCGCCCCAUCGCUGUCCCCCGCGGGAUCCCGUUCGGGGCCCCUGUCCCCCACCAGCACCAGCGGCCCAGGCUCUCAGGUGGCCCCCCAGGUGGCCCCCGGUCCUGGAUCAGAUGCUGGCUCCCAUCCCUCCCAGUCAGCCAUGCCUUCAGACAGAGGUUUCCCACCCUCCAUGCAGCGCAGCACCCAGGGCUCUCAUUUUGGACCCUCACCCAUGUCCCCCCACCCGGCACCAGUGGGCCCCAUGCACCACAGCCCCUACCACCAGAGCAGCCACUCCUACGGCCCCCCAGGUAACUACCCCCGGCCCCCCCACUACGGAGGGACGCCUGCUGCCGGCUACAGCGGUCCAAGCCCGGGGCCCAACGUGGGCCUGAACACCACGGGCCCCAUGCACGGCCAAGGCCCCUCAACCCCAUCAGGCCGUGGCCCCGGGCCUGGAGCCGGGGGCCGUCCCUACACUGCAGGACCGGGCACCAUGGCCCCCACCUCCCCAAACAUGCCCCAAGCUGCUGGCCAAGGCAUGGGGCCCUUAGGGCCAAAUGCCAGCUGUAAGCCGCCGGAGAUGGGCCCCAACUCUGGACCAGGUGCAAACUCCUCCCACAGCAGGCAGGGCGGCUACUCAGCAAUGAGCCCGAUGGGAGGAGGGCCUUACAGCCUGCAGCCGGGCAGCAACUCCGGCAGGAUGACCCCACAGGGACCCCCUUACACCGCCGCAGGCUUAGGGGUGAUGGCUGCUGACGGGAUGGGUCCUCAUGGAGAACUAAAGCAGCGGAUGGAGCUCAGCAGGGAGGCCGUCGGCCCUGCAGCCGAUCAGCUCAAACUGAAGCAGGAUGGCUACAGCUCCCAGUGCGGGCCGCACCCCCCCACCCCCUAUCCCAUGUCCCCCGGCUCGGCCAGCGUGUCCUCCUGUGUGGGGGAGGACGGCGAUGGCAUCAGCUGCCCCGCCUGGCUCAGGACUCCUCCCAGCCCGAAGCCCAACGCUGCCACCAUGACCACGGAGAAGAUCACCAGGCUCUAUGAGAUGGGCUCAGAGCCGGAGAGGAGGCUGUGGGUGGACCGCUACCUGUCCUUCAUGGAGGAGAGAGGGACGCCGGUCCCAAACCUACCGGCGGUCGGGAAGAAGCCUCUGGACCUGUGCCGGCUUUACCUGGCUGUGCGAGAGGUCGGAGGACUGGCCAUGGUGAACAAGAACAAGAAGUGGAGAGAGCUGUCAUCCCUGCUGAACGUAGGGACGUCCAGCAGCUCGGCCAGCUCCCUGAAGAAGCAGUACAUCCAGUACCUGUUCGCCUACGAGUGCAAGAUGGAGCGAGGAGAGGAGCCUCCGCCCGAGGGCGCCGGCGACACCAAGAAGCCCGCUUCCCUGCAGGCCAAGGCUCAGCCGCCUUCUCCAGCAAACUCCGGCUCCCUGCAGGGCCCCCACACCCCGCAGUCCAGCAGCAGCUCUCUCACUGAAGCUCCUGUAGACCUGAAGCCCCCGACCCGCUCCUCCACCCCCCAUAACCAGAUGGGUCCCCAGUCUGGAAACAGGACCAUGGGAGGCGUCAGCGUCCAGGACCCGUUCUCUGAAGUCAACGAUCCAGCCUUUCACAAUAAACGAGGCCCGGGGCCCGGUGGUGGCCCCUACCAGCAGGGAGGGGGUCCAGCAGAACCUCCAAUGCGGAUGCCCUACGAUGCCAUCAAAGACCCGUAUGGAGGCUCUAGGAAGGGCAGAAAAACUUCUUCAGGUCCAAUUCCUGGCGAGGCCUUCGGUCAGAAUCAGAUGUCCAGUGGUGCAAUGCAGGACAUGUACCUCCGUGGACCAUCCUCUGCCCCCUUAACAGGGAUGGGGCCCAGACCGCAGUUCCCCUACGGCCCCGGCUACGAUCGGAGACUGGACCAUGUGAUGGCAUCAGAGGGAGGAAUAGUGCCCCCUGCAGGUCAGAACAGCAUGGGCCCGUCUUCAAAUGAAGCUAGCAUGUAUCCCCCCAACAGAUACGCCCCCCAGAGGCACGAAGGCUUCGGUCAGCAGUAUCACGGUGUGGCCUACAGUUCCCAUCAGCCCCUCUACCCUCAGCAGCAGGGCUACAAGCGCCCCAUGGAGGGGAUGUUCCCCGCCGCUAAGCGUCAUGAGGGCGAGGCCUUCGGCGUGCAGCAGUACGGCUCUCAGCAGCCGGACCCUUAUGGCCCCUUUGGAUCAGGAGCCGGGGGCUACUCGGGCCCCGAACGUCGGCCCGUCCCCGGCCAGUACCAGUACCCUUACAGCCGAGACAGGCAAGGCCCCCCGCAGCAUGGAAUGAUGGGUUCGGGCCCCACAGCGGGGCCUGGGGGCCCUGGAGAAGGGCCACAGCCCAACGUUUGGCCCCAGAGGACAGACCUGGGUUACACAUACAGCCGGCAGGGCCAGGGGCCCCCCUUCACCAGCAUGAACAGAGGGGACGACCAGGAGGGCAGGGCCCCCCAGGACGGCCAGUGGCCCCCCGGUCCCCUCACCCAGCGCCAGCCUCCCUUCCCCCCCCACUCCUCCUCCUCUUCCUCCAUGCCCCCCCUCCCCUCCCGGCAGCCCCCCUCCUCCUUCCAGGCCACGCCCACCGUCCCUAACCACGUGGCUCGGUCUCAGAGCCCCUCGUCUUUCCCCCGGCCCCCAGUGGGCUCCCUGUCCCCCAACAGCGGCCCCUACAUGUCCUCCGCUAAGAAACCAGGGCUGCCUGGGGCCCCGGCCGGGCCCCCGGCCUCUCAGGGCCUCCCCCUGGUCUACAGAGAGGUCAGCUUCCCCCCCGGGUCGGUGGAGGCCACACCCCCCAAAGUGAAACCACGGAGACGGCUCACAGCCAAGGACACAGGAACCCCGGAGGCGUGGCGAGUGAUGAUGUCACUGAAGUCGGGCCUGUUGGCAGAGAGCACCUGGGCGCUGGACACCAUCAACAUCCUGCUGUACGACGACAGCACCGUGGGCUCCUUCAACCUGACGCAGCUGCCAGGAUUCCUGGAGCUCGUCGUGGAGUUUUAUCGCCGCUGCCUCAUCCAGAUGUUCGGGAUCCUCCAGGAGUACGAGGUGGGACCCCAGGCGGGGCCCCCCACUGACGACAUGGAGACAUCUGAGGACGAGGACGUCAAACCCGUCCCCCAGCGGGAGGUCACGGAGCAGACGGAGCCCCGCCCUCCUCAGAGCAGCAAGUACGACAAGCGGCCGAUCAAGGUGGAGGAGACGGGGGAGAGCUGGGAGGAGGCGGAGCAGCGCUGGAGCGCGGCGGCUCGACCCGACGGCUUCAGCAGCGGCCUGCUGCACUGGAAGGCCGGAGGCGGAGACUCCACGGCUCACAUCCAGACGCACUUCGAACCUCGGACCGACGACUUCACCCCCCCAGAGCCGGAGAGGGAGGAGGGAGGGGGCCCCCCAGAGGAGGAACAGCCCCAGAAAGAAGGAGGCUCACCCUCUGAGGUCAAAGGUCAGGGCUCGGCGCCGGCUGAGCCUCAGAGUCCCAUCAACCUCCUGGAGGACGAGCCGCGCUGCUGGGACGAGGCGCCGCUGUCCACGGCGGAAUCCUGGCAGGACUCUCUGGCCAAACGCUGCGUCUGCGUCUCCAACAUCGUCCGUAACCUCUCCUUCGUCCCCGGCAACGACGCCGUGCUGUCGCGCCACCCGGGCCUGGUGCUGAUCCUGGGCCGGCUGGUGCUGCUGCACCACCGUCACCCCCGGAGGAAAAGGGCGCCCCCUACGUACCAGCGGGAGGAGGAGCAGGGUCUGGCCUGCAGCCGGGACGAGUGGUGGUGGGACUGCCUGGCGGCGCUGAGGGAGAACACGCUGGUGACGUUAGCUAACAUGUCGGGCCAGCUGGACCUGUCCCAGUACCCGGAGGACAUCAUCCUGCCCAUCCUGGACGGGCUGCUGCACUGGAUGGUGUGUCCGUCCGCCGAGGCUCAGGACCCGUUCUCCUCGGCGGGCGCCGCCCCGUCGCUCUCGCCUCAGAGGCUCGUCCUGGAAUGCCUUUGCAAGCUGAGCAUCAAGGACUGCAACGUGGACCUGCUGCUGGCCACGCCCCCCUUCAGCCGCCAGCAGAAACUCUUCUCCACGCUGGUGAGACUGGUCGGUGAGAGGAGGAGUCAGGUGUGCCGGGAGAUGGCGGUGGCGGUGCUGUCCUACCUGGCUCAGGGCGACGCCACGGCGGCGCGGGCCGUCGCCCUGCAGAAGGGCAGCGUGGAAACCCUGAUCGGCUUCCUGGAGGACAGCCUGGCCGUGGCUCAGUACCAGCAGAACCCGCACAGCCUGGCGCACGCCGCCGCGCCUUCAGAGCCGCCCAGCAUCAACAUGAUGUGCCGCGCCGCAAAGGCGCUCCUGGCCGUGGCGAGCGUGGAGGAGAACCAGGCGGAGUUUGUUUUGUACGAGAGCCGGCUUCUGGACAUCUCGCUGUCAUCGGCGCUCAACCCGUCGGUGGCGGCCAUCAUGUGCGAAGUACUGUUCAAACUCAGCCGCUCGUGACGCACAGAACGCCACGGAGCGCGCUGAGAAGCACCGGAGGCGGCGCCCGCCGUCUGACGGACCACCACACCUUCUAUUUUUAUUUAAAGAGCAGAAGUUUUUACGUACAAAUAUAUAGAAUAUAUCUAAAGCUCCCGGCUCCAUCCACAGAUGUUUAUUUCAGGUUUUUAAGUAAUUUUAAUACCAGAAAAUAUUUAAUAAUUUUAAAUUUUUUUAAAUUGUUUUUAUUUUUGUUUGUUUUGUUUGAACCAAAGUGAGCCGGGCCCUCUGGUUCCGGCUCUUUUUUUUAAAAAGUGCGUUCGGUCCGUUGUUUGCUCUGUGGGGGCGGGGUUUGU